Schistosoma turkestanicum is the source of this 2151-nucleotide messenger RNA. NCBI's taxonomy places the organism in Eukaryota, Metazoa, Platyhelminthes, Trematoda, Strigeidida, Schistosomatidae. The record is from the annotation of a GenBank genome assembly.
AUGAAAUAUAUCAUUUAUGUAUUUUAUAUAUGUACUUCAUUAUUUUCUAUAUCACAAGUACAAAAUCAGAGUCAAUCCACUUAUUUAAGACUUUUUAUUUUAAUACCAUUUGAUGAUUGUUUCUCACCACAUGGUGGAUUAUUUGAUUUUACCGCCAGUAUUCAAGAUACAAUGAAUCUAAGCAUACAAACAACAACCAAUUCGGCUUUUAAUAAUAAUGACAAUAUUGAACAAUAUGUAACUCGAUUGUCAAGUUGUAAAUUAACAAAUGACACAUUUAUGAAUAUGUUGACAGUACAUACAAAAGCUCAACAAUUUGCUAAUAUUAUCGAUUCAAACAAAAUUUAUUACAAUGUAAUUAUAGGUCCAUUUAGUGCAAGUUUAUGCGAUCAAAUGAAUCAAAUUGUUAUGAUUCCGUAUCUUGAUUGUAUGAAACCGCGUACAACAUUUGUAUAUCAUACAAGUUUUCAAUGUCCACCAAGACGAAUAGCCUAUCAAUCACAGAUAUUACCAGCUACUUCAUCAUAUUGUUAUAAUACAAGUCGAAAUUAUCAAGAGUUUACAGAUAUUGGUAGUUUUUCUGUUGGGGCUAAUAAAUAUCAAGUAUCAAUGGCUUUGAUUGAAAUAUUGAAAUAUUUGAACAGAUUGAAUAUCAUAAUUAUAUAUGAAGAUGAUAAUAGUGUGAAUGAUCCUUCAGGAAUUUUUGCAACUGCUUUAGCUCAUUUGUUAAUUAAAGGUGGUGAUUCUGGUAUUUCUGUGAAAGGAAUUCAUCAGUGGAAUGUAGGAAAGAAUAUUUCAAGCAUUUUACAAAUAAAGAAUGUAGACAUUUCUGCUUGUAUUGUAAUCGCCCAACUUUCAUUUUAUUCUACACUAUUAAAAAAUAUUUAUCAAUGGAAUCAGACUAUUUUAAAAACAAUCAUGUUUAUAGCUUAUGAUAUGACUUUAUUCUCAUAUGAUAUACUUAAAGUAUGGCGAUAUUAUGCACAGAAUAUUGUUAGUGUAGAUUCAACAAUUAUAAAUUCUGCAUUUGUUUUAACAUCUCAUCCAUAUGGUUCAAAACUACACUUAACCGAUGAUUAUUUAAAUCAGAAAGAUUAUUUAGCUAUGAAAUUAACUUUGGGCAUGACAAUAUGCAAUUUCAAGCAUAAAAUACAACAGCAAGAACAAAAACAACAGCAACUAGCACAACUACAAGGAAAUGAUGGUUUUUUUGCAUCGUUGAAGAAUGCAACAUUGAAAAUUCCAAUAAAAUCUGAUUUAAGUUUAGCUAUAACAUUUCAUGAACAUCCAGAACAAAGUGAAGCUGCGUUAGAUUUUUAUUUAAUUAAUGCAUACACAUGUAAUGUUGAUAUUUCCAAUGUUUCAAUGAAUAUUAGUAAUAAUAAUAAUAAUACUAACAGUAGUAUGAAUAAUACAAUUAAUCAUGUUGCUAAUAAUACAAUAUGCUUAAAAAUAUAUUCAUCAAUGAUUUGGCCAGAUUAUACUGUUAUUAGUAUGGUAUUAGGAAGUAGUAGUUGGCAGUUAACAUCUUUAUUACAACAAACUCCAACCACUACAGAAUGCAUUCCAAAUAAUGGAAUAGUUAUGGCUCUUAUAUUCAUGUCUGUAUUAACAGCUACAAUAGCAUUUUCUUUGAUUGCUUUCAUGUUAGCAAGAUGUUAUCGACGACGAAAAAUGUAUCGUGAAGGACCGAAUAAAUUAAUUCUUUAUCCGGAUGAUGUUGUAUUUAUGAAAACGCAUAAAACAGUGAAACAUACUACACCAAGUAAUAUCGAUCUACGAUUUCCAACAAUGACUAGUGAAACAAAACUCAACGGAUCAACAAACAGUCAUAUAAAUCAAGGUAAAAUGGACAAUCAAGUCAGAUCAUUAGUGUCAGUUAUGAGUGGUGAUGGAAUUGAAGACACGAAUGUUGCACGUUAUAAUAAUGGUUUAAUUUAUAUAAAACGCUUAGAAUUGAAUAAUGCAGCAUUAAAGAGUAAAUUUUUGGAUCAUGUACGUUCGUUAAGAGAGAUACGCAAUGAAAAUGUCAAUUCAUUGAUUGGUUGUUAUGUUGACAUUAGUGCUUUAUGCCUGGUAUUUGAUCAUUGUACAAGAGGAAGUUUAAAAGUGAGCGGAAAUUUUCUCAUUUCAUUUGGUUGGUUAUUUUAA